GACCUAUUGGGCAAGUAAAGAAAGUCCUGGUGGAGGACCCAAAGAAGAGGAUGGUUCUGGUUGAAAACUUACGAGAAUCGCAGCCCUAUCGCUACACAGUGAGGGCCAAGAACGGAGCUGGUUGGGGUCCAGAGAGAGAAGCUACUAUUAAUUUGGCCACCCAACCUAAGCGCCCCAUGUCCAUUCCCAUUAUCCCUGAUGUGCCAAUAAUUGAUGCAGAAGGGGGAGAGGACUAUGACAGCUACCUGAUGUACAGCACAGAUGUACUGCGCUCACCGGCUGGCAGCAAACAUCCCAGCGUCUCUGAUGAUUCUGGCUGUCGAUGGAAACAUGUCCAGCUGCUGGGGGAGGAGCUGGACCUUCGUCACGUCGCCUGGAGGCUCCCAGCAGAAUUGAUUCCUCGUCACUCGGACAGCAGCUGCUUUUCCUCGGAUACAGAGGGUCUCCUUCAUGAGGGGAGCACCCGCUCUGAGCUAGUGGACAGUGACGCAACCAGCGGCAGUCUGCCAAGAAGUGGGACUCCCCGGCCCCAACCAGACCACAUGAUGAAUGGCCGGAUGGAUUUCACUUUCACUGGUGGAAGUUUGACUCGGACUGCAGCUUCUGCCUACACUCAUCUAAGUCCACACAUCCACCAUGAGAGAAAGAUAAUGGGAACAUCUUCUCUGACCAGGGAGUACAACACAGUGUUUUCUGGGCAAG
Molecule: messenger RNA, 702 nt
Organism: Sphaerodactylus townsendi
Lineage: Eukaryota; Metazoa; Chordata; Lepidosauria; Squamata; Sphaerodactylidae
Product: integrin beta-4-like
Exons: 4
Molecular function (GO): protein binding
Source: RefSeq, a predicted model, not a curated record